This is a messenger RNA of Saprolegnia diclina VS20, 2880 nucleotides long. RefSeq lists its product as hypothetical. NCBI's taxonomy places the organism in Eukaryota, Oomycota, Saprolegniomycetes, Saprolegniales, Saprolegniaceae. The transcript is spliced from 2 exons. The coding region runs from base 1 to 2760 and encodes 919 amino acids. The record is from RefSeq and is a predicted model, not a curated record.
AUGGCACCGCUGCACGUCGCUACGACGGGCCACCGACUGAGCUUGGUCACGGCGGUCAUGUGCGGUCUCGUGCCGCUGACCUGGCGAAACCGCGUUCACGUGUUUGAUCUCAAGCUGUGGCUUCUUAUUCAGUCAAAUGACGAAGCGCUGGAUGCUACUAGCUACAUUGGCAUCACUCUCUGGAGUAACGCUGCCUACCUGAGCGUCCUGGAGACAGCGCUGGCCAACGACUAUGGCUGGGCCGGCUUCAACGCUACUGGCAUGCACGCCUUCCUUGCCAAUACGUUCAACCGCCAGCUCCUCACGUCCACUGACGCUUCGAUUGCACUGCACGACCCAGCGUUCGGGGACCCACUGCAGUCAUACAACUCGUCCGCCACCACCGUCGCGUGGUAUCCCACGGUGGCGCGCCGGUACCUCUUCAAUGCGUCGGCGCCGUUGCAAGAGCUAGUGGCUGGUCUCCGGGCCAUGCAUCCGUGUCAAAUGCCGUGGAUGUUUACGCAGUACUGCUGGCUCGACCUAGAUCGGACGUGGGAGAUGGCCAGCACGAGCCAGCGACAGGCUCGGUGCGCAGCUCUCAGCCAGCUCAAUGGCGCCCGGUACCUCGAGACGAGUCUGCGCAAUCUACAAGACUGGACGGUGUGGCGAUCGUGCUGGGGCACCUCGUUCGAUAUUGGUAUGGGCAACGACUUGGCCGCGUCUGUCGAGGGUCGUCAGUGGCUGCAGCAUGUCCAGUCAAAUACUCUGUCCGUACCAGAAGAAGUCGAGUACUGGGCGAGCCAUGACAUCUCGGUAUUCUUGUUGCAGUGGCAAAACUUCAAAGACACGGGUCUCAGUGAUUCGAUGGUCAUCUCGACGCCGUUCGGUCUCUCGUACAGUCUGCCGAUCAGUGAGCGCCGAGGCAUCGUGCACCUCGACUACCAGACGUCGCAUCGUAUGUACUGGGGACUCGCGAGCGACCUCUGGGCCGUGAGCAAUAAUGCGACCAGCGUCGGUGGCUUGUCGCUCUUGCGCAACAGUCCCCACUUUGCCUUUGCGAAUGCGACACGCGCGAGUUUGCUCUUUGAAAAUCUGACGCUCUCGUCGCCGCUGAACGCUGGUUUGGCACUCUAUGACACAUGUUUGGGACCAUUUGGCGCUGUCGACAUGGUGUACGUAAGCUGUCCAGCGUCGCUGCUUGCGUUCUACCGCUACGUUCUGCACACGAUCGCGACUGCAACUAGCACCAACCUUGAAGCGCAGAAGCAAUUUCUCAAUCUGCCGGCCAAGACAUACAUUGGUCAGCUGCCGCAGGCUCUGCUCAAUGACACAAGCGUGCGCCUCGUGGGGGGUAACCUCAUGUGCGGCAGCGACCUUCCGGGAACCCCACCAUCAGGCGCACUGCUGACGCUCUUUGGUAUCGAUACGGUGUGUGGCUGGGGGUACCUGGACUUCUUUACCCCAUCUAGGACCGGUCUUAUCUUUGCCCUCGCGGCCUUUGACGCAGUACAUCAACUUCAGCCAACGUUCGACUUCGCCGCUUUUUGUGCAAGUGAUGUGUACGCCGAGCCCAACUGCGAGGCCAUCUACCACGCGUCCUAUUCAUACGCAAGAACAUUCUUGUCGGAUUCAACAACGCUCAAAGCAUUGGCAGUUGCAGCCGAGACUGACACCCGAUCUCUCUCGAUCGAGACGACCCAGUACAUCAACCGCAGAGGCGUCAUCGAGCUAUACCGAAUCAAUAUUCUGGAGCCAACCGACCGCCCCUGGACGUGCUUUGGCUGGAACUAUCUCGCCGAGUGGGUUGUCGGUCAGCGCGAAGUUGUCUCGUUUCAAGGCGACGGCGGCACGGUCACGAGCAUGUCCCGCUUCACGCCCCUCUCAACGCUCUUGCCAACCGAAGCGGCGAUCCCGACACGCCUCUCGUACGUCUGUCAGCAGUGUGUCCGGUACGUCACGGGCGCCAUCAUGGUGGGUGCGGGAGUUGCUGCCUACUAUGCUAUCUUUGUUUGCCGCGGCUACAUUGAAGGCAUGAACCUCUUCGCGCUAAACCGACUCAUUGGCCACGCGUGGAUUGGUCGGACGCUGCUCAUCAUCCGAGGUAUCACGGCGCUUUGGCUGCUCAACACACCGCCCUUGCAGCUCCAGGCAUUCGGCGUCGGUGCUCGCUUUCAAGUGUCGGCGCCAGAAUGGUUUCCGACUCUCCUGGCUUCGUCCGAGCUCACAUGGCUGGUCUACAUCGCCAACGACCUCUUCAGCUGUGUCACACGGCAGUACACGCGAUUGUAUGCGUGGAAGAGCUCGGUCGCAGCGUGCUUGGUCGCGGCCGCCUGGUCGUUCAUGGACCCCCGAGAGUACACUGCCUACGUGCGCCGAAGCUGCCGGUACAUUGACAUGGACGUAGCUCUGGAGUGUACGAGCGGCUACGUUGAGCUCGGUCAUGGAAGCCGCGUCGGCGUUGACGUCGGUCUCUGUCUCGGCUGUGUCUUUUUGGCGGCUUGUGUCGAGCGACUGCGAUACCCCAAGCUCCCGUUCGUGCCAACGCCAUCGCUUCUUCUAAACACCACUAGUGUCUACUCGUCCAACAUGACCAACUGGAUCGUCCAUGGCCACGCGUACAUGGACCGCAUGACUGCCGUCAUGGGCGGCCUUGUGACGUGGCGCUACCACGGUGUUUUGCACGUGUUUGAUAUCAAGAGCUGGCGCACAUUUGUCGUCGUGCCCGAGGCCGAGUGUCCGUUUGAGUUCGGCGCCGUCCUGCCUCUUCAUCGUACUUGCUAGCUGCCUUGUAUACUCAUACUUCAGUGCCAUUUGAAAAGUGGGGUUUUGACCUGCGUCCAGACACGAUAUCGCCUCUGCGAUCGCGUCGAUCGACAAAAAUGCGAGUAAAGGAGACUCAGA